This is a messenger RNA of Vigna angularis (adzuki bean), 567 nucleotides long. Its product is annotated as elongation factor 1-gamma 3-like. Gene Ontology annotation, molecular function: glutathione transferase activity; translation elongation factor activity. Gene Ontology annotation, biological process: translational elongation. The transcript has 2 exons. Bases 1 to 567 code for a protein of 188 amino acids. NCBI's taxonomy places the organism in Eukaryota, Viridiplantae, Streptophyta, Magnoliopsida, Fabales, Fabaceae. The record is from RefSeq and is a predicted model, not a curated record.
AUGGAUGAGUCGAAGAAAGUGGCUAACCCAGAGCUAGAGAAGCCCAAAGAAGAGGGAGAAGAAGAGGAUCCCAAGCCCAAACCCAAAAAUCCCCUUGAUCUUCUUCCUCCAAGCAAGAUUUUAUUGGAUGAGUGGAAAAGACUAUACUCAAACACCAAGACCAACUUCCGCGAGGUUGCAAUCAAAGGAUUUUGGGACAUGUAUGAUCCAGAGGGUUAUUCUCUCUGGUUCUGUGAUUACAAAUACAACGACGAAAACAUUGUUUCCUUUGUGACAUUAAACAAGGUUGGUGGUUUUCUUCAGCAGAUGGAUCUGGCUCGCAAGUAUGCUUUUGGAAACAUGCUUGUAAUUGGAUCACAAACACCAUUUAAGGUGAAAGGGUUGUGGCUUUUGCGUGGGCAAGAGAUUCCACAAUUUGUGAUUGACGAGUGUUAUGAUAUGGAGCUGUACGAAUGGACCAAGGUUGACAUCUAUGACAAAACUCAAAAAGAGCGGGUGAAUCGGAUAAUUGAGGAUUAUGAAGCAUUUGAGGGAGAGCCUCUUCCAGAUGCUACGUGCUUCAACUGA